AUGAAGCCCCAAAGGCCAGUUUUUUCCCUCGAAACUGUGAGCUUGGAUAUGUAUAAGCUCGAAGCCUAUUCGGAUUCAACCCUGUUUCUUUCAUCAGCAAUCACAUUGACCCUGAAUGCUCAAAAUCCUAACAAGGUUGGCAUCUGGUAUAGCCCUUCGCAUCUUAAAGUUUUGGAUGAUGGACUGCCUAUAGGAACAAUUCGGAUUCCCGGGUUUCUUCAGCCUGCUCACAGCAGCAACGUGAGUGUCGAAAUAAGGGCUCUGUUUCCAUGUUUGAAUGUCAGCCAGAUUGUGGCAGAGGCUUCAUUGCAAGACGAUUCAAGGAAAAACAUGUUUCAAAUGAAAAUUGUAGGCGAUGUUGGAGCUCACCUCUGGGUGUUUCAUAUAAUUUUGUUGAAGAUUAAGGUUGCACUGGAGUGUAACAUAAGUGUUGAUUAUAAAGAGCUUACAAUGAAAAAUGAAGUUUACACCGCUGGAGUUAAACAUCACACUGCAUCUUUUCCUACCAACCCCGACACCAUCUUCAUCAAUUGCGCAUUGGCUUUUUACAUAUGA
Molecule: messenger RNA, 555 nt
Organism: Prunus avium (sweet cherry)
Lineage: Eukaryota; Viridiplantae; Streptophyta; Magnoliopsida; Rosales; Rosaceae
Biological process (GO): defense response to other organism
Cellular component (GO): plasma membrane
Source: RefSeq, a predicted model, not a curated record